GGUAGCGUACAGGCUAGGAGAAGAAAAGCCACAGCCUUUAGGUGUGGAGUGAAACUGUUUGCAGACAUUCCUUCAAUGAAAUGACACUCAGCGUGGACUUUACACGAACAUUAAUUGCACAAGUGCUGUCACAUACCCACAAUGCCCUGCUCCACAGCACAGCAGUUCUUAAUGACAGAUUAACCAAAGCCGUCUAAGCAUUACACACAUUAGCUCUUAAAUUAGCCGGAUCACAGUUUCGAUUAAACAAUAAGGUGUGUGUGUGUGUUUGUUCAGCCAAUUUGUAUAGGUGUUGUGUGUGAAUUUGUGUGUGUGUGUGUGUGUGAGAGAGAGAGAGAGCGGCCCAUGCUGCUGCUGUUGCUGUUGCAGAGGGAGGACAUUUUUGGCUCCAGCUGCUAAGCCUGCCGGAUGCCUUUGCCAUGAUGUUUCUCUCGGCACCAGGAAAUCCCCUCACUGUCUUCAUUCAGCCAGCCCGGCUUGCUCAUACACACACUGCACUCACACACACGCACUCUUACUGACAAACACCGAAGGUUUCUGCCCCUUACACACACUUUGUUAGCUCUGUGAACUAGCUCCUCUGCCUGAGCUCCAGUCGCAGCUCUCUGCCUCUGACGUUUCUGCGUUCCUCAUUUCAUCCACUGCUGGUUUCACAGCUCUCAGAUUUAGCCCAAGGAGGAAAAAUAAAUAAAUAAAUAAAUAAAUAAACUGAGUGAUGAUGCAAGGCAGGGCAAUCUAUUGUGAAAUCUCUCUCUCUCUCUCUCUCUCUCUCUCUGCUGCUUCACUCUCUCGGAAUUCCCCCUUUAUCUCAUUAUCAUCACGUCAUAUUUAAGACACAACAUAAGACGGAGGAAAUCAGAGGCCGGCAUUUCAUCCUUUCUGAGUAACAGGUCAAAGGAUGGGGUCCAUUUGACCGGAGGUUUCCCUAAACUUCCUGCGAUGACGAGGAGGCGCUGAACUCCAUCAUGAAGGACCUGGCUGCUCUGGGUCGCUGCUACACCCAACAGCAGCCCAGAAGCAGAACUCUCCUCUACAAACAGGAUGUAAGAGUCAAGUUGGAGCAUUAGAGAGAAAAAAGAAUCAUCCCUUUUCAGAGGCCUCUGAAAAUCAAGGAGCUGCUGCAGAAAGUGACGGAGGCCUUUGGCCAGCAAAUGGACAUGUUCUUCAUGGAGAAAGAGCUGCUGCUGCCCCUGAAGACCCAGGAAGACCUGGAUCAGGCAGUGCUGACGUUGAGCUGCAGCUCCGGGAUCAACAGUCUGCUCAGGAUACUGCUUAAGACUCCCAAGAACAGCCAUUACCUACAGGUAAACAGCAGAGACAAACAGAGUGAGAUGAAAUCUUCCAGGUCUCUGGGAGAUUUGAAGGGCUCCCUGCUCAAGGGGUCGGAGAGGGUGCGCAAACACUCCACAGGCUCCCUACACACAGGUCGGACGUCCCCGCCACCAGGCAGCGUCCCCGAGGAGCAGCAGCAAAUCGCCCGCCAGGGCUCCUACACCAGCAUCCACAGUGAGGGAGAGUUCAUCCCUGAGACCCUGGACCAGAAUAUGCUGGAUCCCUUCGGGAGCACGGACAACUCGCUGUCAAACAGCUGUCAGUCAAUAGACCAAGCACUGGACAGCCCUCCGUUCUCACAGAACAAUCGAGACAACAAUUACCUGAACCUCAACUAUGAAUACAAAGGUCGUCAUGGGAAAGGAGGGACAUUUCCACGCCAGUUCCAGUUGCCCAAUCGCAGCAAGGAUUAUGGAGAUCGUCGUAGGACACUUCCCAGAAGCUUCAUGCCUCAGGAGAACCUGUUCCAGCUGGUUCCCUCCAGUCGUACCCGCAGCUACACUGGUGACACCACGCUGCAGUACGACCUGCGCUCGCUGGGCCGCACCACUGACAAAAGCUGCCAGCUUAGUACGUCCAAGUCACCGAGGGCGCCAGUCAACUGGCGACAGGGGAAACUGUUGGGGCGCGGGGCGUUUGGAGAGGUCUACCUCUGCUAUGAUGCUGACACGGGCCGUGAGCUGGCUGCCAAGCAGGUGCCAUUUGAUCCUGUUUGUCAAGACACCAGCAAGGAGGUCAAUGCACUGGAAUGUGAGAUUCAGCUGCUAAAGAAUCUGCGUCACGAGAGGAUUGUCCAGUACUACGGUUGUCUUCGGGACCUGGACCAGAAGAAGCUCACCAUCUUUGUAGAGUUCAUGCCUGGGGGAUCAAUAAAGGACCAGCUGAAAGCCUACGGGGCUCUGACGGAGAAGGUGACAAGGAGAUACAGCAGACAGAUCCUCCAAGGAGUCUCCUACCUGCACAGCAACAUGAUUGUACACAGAGAUAUCAAAGGUGCUAACAUUCUGAGAGAUUCCUCGGGGAACGUGAAGCUGGGAGACUUUGGAGCGAGCAAACGGAUCCAGACCAUCUGCAUGUCUGGGACUGGAAUCAAGUCUGUCACUGGCACCCCCUACUGGAUGAGCCCAGAAGUCAUCAACGGGGAGGGAUACGGCCGGAAAGCUGAUGUGUGGAGUGUGGCCUGCACUGUUGUAGAAAUGCUGACACAGAAACCUCCCUGGGCCGAGUACGAGGCCAUGGCGGCCAUUUUUAAGAUCGCCACACAGCCGACGAAGCCCAUGCUUCCCGAGGGUGUGUCAGACGCUUGCAGGGACUUCCUGCGGGAGGUGUUUGUGGAGGAGAAGCGCCGUCCCACUGCAGACUUCCUCCUGACCGUUCGUCCAGGGCAGCUUCUGAGUCCGUCCGACCUCCCUCCCCUCCUCCCCUGCCCUGUGAGGUGUUCACGGCUCCGGUGCCUCCCCUCCUCUCGGCCCGCCCCGUCCCUGUGUGUGGUCCCACUCCCUUCAGCGUCACCAGCCUCCGUGUCACCACUGGUGUUCUGCUCUGCUCAAACCUCUGCAUUUUUCACCAACUCGUCCACCAAGAGGCCAGGUUGAGUCCUGUCAGACCUUCAGAGAGAGUUCCCCACGGGCGGGACUGACAAGAAAGCACACCAUGGUCCCAAAAACUGCAGACUGCUGUCCAGCAAUAAUAGCAGGACACACGACCUGAGUUAGAGAAUGAGGCGAAGAGUGGUUUGUAGUUUCUUCUUGGGUCUUUUAUCCUCACCUUCAGCUGCAGAACAGUGUCCAGGCACUAACUGAGUGCAGAGAGCGCUCACACCUGACAGUACUGUUAAGUCAGCCGACAAUUAGAAGUGAGUGAAGUCAAGUCAAGGUGGUGAAAUAUUUUUAUAUGACAUCUAGGAAGAAGAGUUUUGCAAAAAAAAAUGUAAAUGUAUUUUUCUCAACGCCUUACAAUAAGAAUUUGUAAGAAGUAAGAAUGUCUUUUUAUAGGAAAUACGCUGAUGAUGGCUGCGUUCCCCUAUUUUCAUAGCACUCACCAUGUCACUUAGAAGGACUGUCCACGUUGCACUUUUGAUAUCAUGCAUUGAAACCUUUCCAACGUGCAGGAUAAUCAAACCCUGAGGAGAUAUUUUUCUAUUUGAUGAUUUUUUUUUAUAAUGAGAAAACUGUGUUGUUUUUGUGUUUUGGUGUGGAGAAGGAGAACCAACCAAACAUUUGCAUUUGUGUGCAAUGUCUGUUAAAAAGCAAUAGCAGCAACAGUACAGUUGAUGUCUGUGACGUCCAUCCAUCCCUGCGUCUCAUGCAGUUAGCCUUGUUCUGUAUAAAGACAAAAUGGCCAAAGAAAUGUCGCAGCGACGGAAACUUUAACUUAAUUUUGGUUAAGUUAACGUGCAGUAUUAAUGAUAUGACAUUAUCAAAAUGAAUUGACCUCAGCCCUAAAGCAGCUUCCUAGUUAUGGCAGCUUUGUGCUUAUUACAACUGCACAGACAACAAACAAACAAAAAACAAUCAGCAUCACCUCAUGUUGCCGGGUGGAGUGAGCAGAGAGCAACUCAUUUGUGUGUUGUUUUUUCACCUAGAUGACUUGAGAGCAGACCUCUCUGCAGACAUGUCAUGUAAGAUGGAACGUGGUGUGCAUAAGUCUUCGUGAUUUAGCCAUGAAAUGUGGAACUAAAUUGUUUCACACACUUCAUGUAAAUGAACAUCGAAAUAUUCCUUUUGUCAUUUAAUCAGCAACAGCAGUUCCUCUUAGAACAACCCAAACUGCGCUUGAAUGCUUGUUGCUCCUUGACCUACUUCCUGUCAAGCUGAUUUCAAAUAGAUUCAGUGACGUUAGGGCCCAGACUCUGUGGAGGCCUGUCAACCUCUGACAGAGCUUUUGUUUUUAAUUCAGUCUAUAGCAUUAGCUCUUCGUUCUUCCAAUAAUUCCUCCGUUUACCACUAGAGUAUGUUCAAGUACCACCAUUGGUACUUGCACCAUAGUUUGAGAACCAUUGACAUAGUCUGUCUGUGUGUUUAUGGUAAAAGUUACUGAACUUUAUAAUAUGAAUAAAAUUAGAAGGUUUAUAAAAUAAUAUAUAAUGUAUAUGUUAAAGGCAAAAGAAUAAAAAAAAAAAUCCAAAGACGGGAGAUUAAAAAUGUACCCGUCUUUUUUAAGGUUUAAAAACAUAAAAAAACACGGUUGCCUCAGAGUAGAUGCACAUCACUGUAAAGACAGGGCUAAAUUCUGUUUUCUUCUAAGUGGAGAGGAGAAAAAACACACACCAGGAGGGAUUAACGAUGGACCCGCGUGGUGCACUUAACAGAAAUGAUCAAAUUUUCUCUGACCUUUUGCCAGUGCCUUACCUGAAACUGCUUGUAAACACAAAUGUUCACUGCCAAAAUGGGAAGCUUCUUAGUACAACAAGCAGCUGUUCAGUAGAGAGCACACACACACUCACACUCACAGAUUGCUGAAAGAUUAUACUGUAAAUACAUAUUGUUCUGCACUUUUGUAUGACAUUUGUUUCCUUUUUAUACAUUAUAUACAAAUCUAUUUGAUGGAAUGGCUCGGAGCUGCAGCAGACUGUACUGUGACUCUGACAGCAGGAUGUACGGUUGUCUCUUUGAGAGCUGAAAGGCAGUAUGAAAAGGCUGGCAGGCUUUUGACGGGGACAGUCUGGUCUUGUCUUUAUGACGAGCCUUCAAACAUGAAAUGUAUCAUGUCAUUGAUCUUUUGUACAUUUAACUUAAUAAAUCAAAGGUCUAAGACUA
Cynoglossus semilaevis (tongue sole) is the source of this 5090-nucleotide messenger RNA. It is a transcript of the gene map3k22, whose product is annotated as mitogen-activated protein kinase kinase kinase 22. Gene Ontology annotation, biological process: protein phosphorylation. Lineage: Eukaryota; Metazoa; Chordata; Actinopteri; Pleuronectiformes; Cynoglossidae. The record is from RefSeq and is a predicted model, not a curated record. The coding region runs from base 1152 to 2927 and encodes 591 amino acids. Gene Ontology annotation, molecular function: protein kinase activity; ATP binding. The transcript has 16 exons.